Molecule: messenger RNA, 1157 nt
Organism: Megalops cyprinoides (Indo-Pacific tarpon)
Lineage: Eukaryota; Metazoa; Chordata; Actinopteri; Elopiformes; Megalopidae
Product: glutamine synthetase-like
Exons: 6
Coding region: 1-1119 (372 amino acids)
Cellular component (GO): cytoplasm
Molecular function (GO): glutamine synthetase activity
Source: RefSeq, a predicted model, not a curated record
AUGUCUGCUGUGUCAGUCAGCUCUCGUCUCAACAAAGGCCUUCGCCAGCAUUACCUGGCCCUGCCUCAGGGUGACCUGUGUCAGGUGACCUACGUCUGGAUCGAUGGCACAGGGGAAGGACUGCGGAGCAAGACUCAGACCUUGGAGAGAGAGCCACAGGGCAUUGAGGAUAUUCCAGAGUGGAAUUUCGACGGAUCCAGCACAGGGCAGGCAAGGGGUUCCAACAGCGACAUGUACCUGGUCCCUGUACGGAUGUUCCGGGACCCCUUCACUCUGGACCCCAACAAGCUGGUCCUUUGUGAGGUGCUGAAGGACAACCGCCUGCCCGCAGAACACAACCUGCGAUCAGCUUGCAGUAAGGCAAUGGAAGAGGUGCAAGACUUGCACAUUUGGUUUGGGAUGGAGCAGGAGUACACCCUGCUUGCAUUGGAUGAACACCCCUACAGCUGGCCACAGGGGGGGUUCCCCAAACCCCAAGGCCCGUACUACUGCGCAGUGGGAGCGGACAGAGCAUUUGGCAGGGACAUCGUGGAAUGUCACUAUAAGGCCUGUCUGUAUGCUGGAGUGAAAAUCAGUGGCGCUAAUGCAGAGGUUAUGCCCUCUCAGUGGGAGUUCCAGGUGGGUCCGUGUGAGGGAAUAGAAAUAGGGGACCAGCUGUGGAUGGCCCGCUACCUGCUGCACCGGAUUUGUGAGGACUUUGGGGUGAUUGCCACCUUGGACCCCAAGCCCAUGACAGGGGACUGGAAUGGAGCUGGCUGCCACACCAAUGUCAGUACAGAAGCCAUGAGGGCUGAGGGGGGACUAAGACACAUAGAGGAGGCCAUUGAAAAGCUGGGGAGGCGUCACCGCUACCACAUCCGCCGCUACGACCCCCACGGAGGCCAGGACAACAAGCGCAGGCUGACGGGCCUGCACGAGACUUCCAGCAUCCACGAAUUCACUGUGGGCCUGGCCAACCGUGGGGCCAGCAUCCGCAUCCCACGGCAGGUGGGGCAGGAUGGGAGGGGCUACUUCGAGGACCGUCGCCCUGCCGCCAACUGCGACCCCUACGCUGUGACAGAAGCUAUCGUCCGCACGUGCAUCCUGGGAGAGACUGGAGAAGAGGAGCUCAGCGAAUGACACUGAUGCUGAGGGGAAGGGGGGAGGGAGCAGAACAG